AUCGAGAGAUUUUGCCUGCCACCUGAUGCAAAAGUUAUAUACAAGGAUGCAACAGGGACAGAAGUUGAUGCCGAAAUAUUCAGCGACCUCGUUGGACAAGGCAAUGUGGUGCUGACAGUAUUCUCAGAUCAGGGUGAGAUAUCAAGGCAGGUAUAAUAAAGCACUUUAAACCUUACAUAAUAUAAUAUUUGAAUUUUUUCUAUUCCUUUAGAAUUCUCUGAUUUCUCCUUGUCUUCUGCUUCUGAGAUGUCUGACUCAAGCUUCAGCUCAAGUGCAUCAACUAUAAUCCUAGAUGAUGUCCCUAGCAAGAGACAAAGAACUGAGGAUACACGUGAUGCUGUGUCUGAUGAACAGGUUUCUUAAUGCUUUCUCAUGUUUUUCACUCUGUCUCUAGACAAGCUAUUUAUCACCAUGUUUUGUAUUCUAAUGUUUUUGUUUUUUAUUAGUUGAUUGAAGUUGUGCUAAGAGGCAAGUCUGGGGGUGAAGAAGUACUACAGGAGUACCAAACAACAAACCCUAACAGAUGCUGCAAGAAUAAAAAUGGUUAACAUCCUGGUGACUCACAUGAUUGACAAUCAUGGGUAUGUUUGUUUCACAUUGUUUUUAUUUGUGCCAAAUAACUGCAUGGCCAUUGCAUAAAUGUACUAAUUUAAUAUCUCCUCUCAGGCACCGCCCCACUAAAGCAAUCAGAGAAGAUUAUGCACGUGGGAUAGUGAUGUUGUUCCCUUCCCUCAAGGAUCCAUACUCCAAGAAGGGCUAUGUAAUAGGCAUUAUUAUUGUUAACUCUUUCAUGUCAUGUUGUGACACAAAACUGUGUGGACGACAUUGAUAUUUGAAUUCUGUGAGAUUUCGCAGGAGCCUGGUAUGACGACGCAUUUCUUUUCUUUUUUUCAUUUCAGGAACUGCAAGCAGCACAGGAUACAUUUCUUGGCGUCUGAAAACAGUCCAGAGGAAGAUU
Molecule: messenger RNA, 958 nt
Organism: Coregonus sp. 'balchen'
Lineage: Eukaryota; Metazoa; Chordata; Actinopteri; Salmoniformes; Salmonidae
Source: the annotation of a GenBank genome assembly